This is a messenger RNA of Pocillopora damicornis (cauliflower coral), 959 nucleotides long. RefSeq names its product zinc finger CCHC domain-containing protein 24. Lineage: Eukaryota; Metazoa; Cnidaria; Anthozoa; Scleractinia; Pocilloporidae. The record is from RefSeq and is a predicted model, not a curated record.
AGAAAUGUGGAUCUCCUUAUUUCUGAUUGGAAAAUUCGUGUACCUGUAAACAUUUCCGGUCAGGAGAUGGCUUCCCAUUGGAUAAUGCAACAUUUAGUGGGUUGUGCAUCUACACAGUUCCUCAUUAUAUUGAAUAAUUCACCGAUUCCGUGUGAGGUUUCUGUAGUUUUCCAAAAUCACUUUUAAAUUCUGAACUUUCAGUUCUCAACGUCGAAAUAUGUCGAGUGGAAAGACACCAUACCAAGGAGAUAGGCGUUGCUUUGGAGAAUACAGAUGUCCUGAGUGUAACCGUGGGUGGAUGAGCGCCAACAGCUGGGCUAACACUGGUCAGCAGUGUCAGAAUUGUAGUAUUGUGGUGUACCCGCAUACGCAGCGUCCACUGCAUAAACCUGACGGGCUAGACAAGGGAGAUGUCUCUAAACAACACCCUCAGCACUUGUGUGAGAAAUGCAAGAGACUGGGGCACUUUUGUGGAGAUCGUGACCGUUACCACUGAAGAACUGUUACCAGGGCUUACCGUUUGAUUAAUCAUAAUUUCUGGACGAGAUACAUGAACUGAUUUAUAAAUGACGACAAUGUAAUUUCUUUAGAAUUUUUAAAAGGCUUUACUUAUACGAUAAGCAGCUGAGAAAAUACAAGAUAGGUAAAAACAACAAAACCAGUAUCCGUAAGAGUGGCAAUUUCACUAAUAUUUUAAAAAAUGUUUAAAAGAACAGGGCAUUUCGCAGUAAACUUUUCAAGAAUACUGGUAACUACAUUGAAUUAUUAAUUUCAUAUUGUCAAUUUUUUUCCUAAAGAAGUUUUUCUGGGAGUUUCUUGGGAGUCUGUAACGUAUUUAUUUCGGUGGAAUAGUGGUCAAUCAUUGUUAGGACUGUGCUUCUUCGGGGCGUAGUGAUGAACAUAGCGAGGGAAAAAGUAAAAGCUACACAAAAAUAAAGUGAAAUAAGGCUUCUAACCCA